Molecule: messenger RNA, 612 nt
Organism: Effrenium voratum
Lineage: Eukaryota; Dinophyceae; Suessiales; Symbiodiniaceae
Source: the annotation of a GenBank genome assembly
AUGUCCAAAGGCCCUCGAUGGGCUGCACUGGCGGCAUUGGCCACUUUGAGCGCCUGGCUGUCAAGACUAGAUGUGGCGUCACUAGACUCGAAGAUGUUCGGAUCAGGAAGGCCACCAAAUGCGCAACUAAUUCCUGGGCUUCUGGACAGAGAUGCAAAACGUAUCAAAGGCGCCAAAUGGCGGCAAGGCCCUGCGCUGAUGGAAGAGGCCAAGCGAAAAGUUGAUCCGGCGAUGCCUCCAUUGGAGGACCGCGUCUAUGUGGUAACAGGGGCCACGCGUGGUCACGGCGUUCACACGGCUGCGCGUUUACUGGAUGCCGGCUGCACCGUCAUUCUUCAUGGCAAGGAUGAAGGACGCUUGGUGGAUUACGCGCUAGAAUUGGGCAAGGCUUUCCCGGACGGCAAGAUCGAUACGUUCCUCUGUGACCUGCGCGAGCCGGACGAGGUGAAGGCACUAGGCCAUCUCAUAGCUGACGGCGCCAUCCGAAAAUUCACGGCAUUCUGCACAACGCUGCCACGAUUGACGGAGACUUCACUGGGCGUCGGUGCUACACCUGGAAUGAUCGCAUGGAGACCACCAUCGCGGUCAAUGCGAUGGCACCAUUCCUCUUGA